CCAGUCUCGUUUUCAGUGCUCUGUCUAUCAUAGCUGAAAUUGAGAGAGAGAGAGAGAGAGAGAGUUAAAGAGAUGCAUCUAUGGCCGUCUAUGAGAUUGAGGGAUUCCUUCAAGCUGGGUUACUUGAAGAAACUCGAAUGGAACCUCCACAGAAUGGAGACGUCUGAGAAGCAGCGGCGAGAAUCUCAAAGCAGCGAAGGCAGCAGCAACCAGCAAAAGCUUUUGGACGAUGAUAAUAGCGAUACUCAAUCUGUUAAUUCAAAGGUUUCCGGUAAAGGAGGUGGGCGAUUUCUCGUGCUUUGUGGAGACUUGCUCAUGAUCCUUUCUUGCUGCUACUGCUGUUUCUGUUGCGGAGCCUGCGUUGCCGAAGAAGAGGACUGAUGAAGCUUAAGCAGGAGCAUCCAACCGUGACCUAAACAGUUCUGGUGUUGUACAGAAGAACGUGUCAUUGAUCAGAAAAGCACAUUCUGUUGAGUCUGUCAAUUGUUUUUCCAUUUACCGUGUAUAACAGAAAACUAUCUUCAUGCAAAUAGUGUUUGUCAAUAGGUUGGUUGGUUGUUAUAACAGAAACUUUUUACCUCUUGUGUGUGUUGAGUAUGAGUUUGCACUGCUUUCACCUUCAUUCCGGAAUAUUAUAUUAUCUGUUGUGAUAUUCAGAGCAUUUUGAAAUGUAUUAAUUAGUAAAA
This is a messenger RNA of Ipomoea triloba (trilobed morning glory), 686 nucleotides long. RefSeq lists its product as uncharacterized. The record is from RefSeq and is a predicted model, not a curated record. The coding region runs from base 73 to 381 and encodes 102 amino acids. The transcript is spliced from 2 exons. Lineage: Eukaryota; Viridiplantae; Streptophyta; Magnoliopsida; Solanales; Convolvulaceae.